This is a messenger RNA of Seriola aureovittata, 2009 nucleotides long. It is a transcript of the gene hoxb5b, whose product is annotated as homeobox B5b. Bases 318 to 1205 code for a protein of 295 amino acids. Gene Ontology annotation, molecular function: DNA-binding transcription factor activity, RNA polymerase II-specific; RNA polymerase II cis-regulatory region sequence-specific DNA binding. Gene Ontology annotation, cellular component: nucleus. Gene Ontology annotation, biological process: regulation of transcription by RNA polymerase II; anterior/posterior pattern specification. NCBI's taxonomy places the organism in Eukaryota, Metazoa, Chordata, Actinopteri, Carangiformes, Carangidae. The record is from RefSeq and is a predicted model, not a curated record. The transcript is spliced from 2 exons.
GGAAGAUGGCGCUCUCUGCCCGCACGGCUCUCGGGGGCGCAGCGGGGAGGCACCAUUGACUGGAGCCUAACGACCAUUAUUUCGUCAUCAUUUGUAACCAUGGAGCAUGAAUUACCUCUUGAAGUCAUCAGUGAGGAUUUACGACUGGUCAACAAAGGCACGUGAUUCCCGAACGCUCUCCCAUAUUUGGCCGCAUACCUGGCAAAGUACAGUAGGGCUUCAUUGCUUAUAAUUCAUGAUUGCAUCCAUAAAUCGUGCAAGCACACAGGAUUAUAGCGACAAAGAUCUACAAAUCGAGGCUUUAAAAAUCCAAGCAAAUGAGCUCUUACUUUGUAAACUCGUUCUCAGGGCGCUAUCCAAAUGGCUCCGACUAUCAGUUACUAAAUUAUGGGACUAACGGCGCUGUGAGCGGCUCCUUCAGAGACCCUGGCACCAUGCACUCCGGGUCUUUCGGCUACAACUACAAUGGCAUGGACCUAACCGUGAACCGCACCAACACCGGCAGCCACUUCGGUGCCGUGAGAGAGGAUGCCCGGGGAUUCGGGCCGGACGCCCGGUACAGACAGACACCCAACUGCUCGCUCUCGUCUCCAGAUCCGGUGCCGCCGUCGUGCGCCUCGGCCAGCCGGGAGCCGCUGGAACUAAAAAGCCCCUCUCCCCAGUCUGACCGGGGCACGACCUCGAGCGGCAACACGCUCAACAAAAGCAACAACGCUCAUUUCACGGAGAUAGAGGACGCCACCGUCGCCUCCGAGACCGAGGAAGGCGCGCACAGCAGCGGCGGCUCCAGCACGGCGACUCGGGCGCAGCAGCAGCAGCAGCAGCAGCAGCAGCAGCAACAGCAGCAGCAGCAGCAGCAGCACCAGGAACCCAACGCCACCUCCUCUACUCCCACAUCAAAUGAUUGCCAAACACCACAAAUAUUCCCCUGGAUGCGGAAACUGCACAUAAGCCAUGAUAUGACUGGACCUGAUGGGAAAAGGGCCCGAACUGCGUACACCCGCUACCAGACGCUAGAGCUGGAGAAAGAGUUUCACUUCAAUAGGUACCUAACCAGACGGCGGAGGAUAGAGAUAGCCCACGCCCUGUGUCUUUCCGAAAGACAGAUCAAAAUCUGGUUUCAGAAUCGCAGGAUGAAGUGGAAGAAGGACAAUAAACUGAAAAGCAUGAGUCUUGUAACAGGAGGCAGCGCCUUCCACAACUGAAUAACUUUUUGGGGAGAGUAAAAAUAAUAAUAAUUAAAUAAAGAAAAAGAGAAAAAAAAAAGAGAAACAAAGAAAGAAAGAAAGAAAUCCAUGAGUACUGUAAAGCUAUUGAAAGCGCAGCACCUUCCAGCAUGCUAUUGUGAUAGAAAAAGAAGUAUCCUGUGGUCUUAAAAUGCCAUUUUUAGUUUACUGUUGUUGUACUAUGAUAGCUUAGAUGUCCUAUUUGGAAAAAGAAGAUGUAAAUAUUACUGGGGGUAUUAACUGUCCAUGCUCUUUGCUCUGUCUUUAUCUCUCUUGAAGGUGUUUAAACUUGAGCUCUUUAUUGUAACUUCUUGACGGUCUAACAGGAGUAAAAUUCAUUGUACAGUUACACACACUCACACACACACACACACUCACACACACACACACACAUACACCCACACAAUGAAAAAGAAAAGAAAAAAAAGUUUCCAAACCAUAUGCUGCUCUUCAUUGAAUGUAAUGUUAUUCCGGGGCCAUUUAAAAAGCGCUUUAGUGUAACUUUUACUGCUAUUUUUGAUGGUUAAUCUCGUGGCCAAAACCAUAAACUUUCAUAAACAAAGCCAAUGUGUAGCUCUAGGAUAUUUUGUGCAUCUAUUAUUAUUAUUAUUGUUUAGAACUAAUUAUGAGCAAUGCAAAUGUAUUCAACCUGUCAAUGUGAUAAAUUUUUAGUGCAAAGGGUUAUUCUGUGGAUAGGCAGUGAUGUAAGCUUUUUUCGCCAAUAAGCUUUUUGUAUUUGUAAGUGAACUCAUAGCGCUUGGAAAUAAAGUUUCUCUCAAUUGC